Molecule: messenger RNA, 2157 nt
Organism: Cornus florida
Lineage: Eukaryota; Viridiplantae; Streptophyta; Magnoliopsida; Cornales; Cornaceae
Product: ankyrin repeat-containing protein ITN1-like
Exons: 6
Coding region: 1-2157 (718 amino acids)
Molecular function (GO): protein binding
Source: RefSeq, a predicted model, not a curated record
AUGAGCUCGAGCUCGAAGUCGUUGGAACGUUUUCAUUCAAUCCGGUCAUGCUUACCGAAAAUAGCAUCUUAUGCAAUUCCCUGGCCAGGCCACCAUGGAUCUGGAACAACAGAUAGAGCAGGUGAAAAACAUUCGAAGAAGUUGAAUCGAUAUUUUUCAGCCCGGUUAUCCUUCCCAGAAGAUUUCUUUCCUGGCACAAUAAGUAAAUCUGGAAUAGCAGAUGGAGACAAUGUUUAUGAAGAACAGGAUGAUAUUUUUCAUUUAGCUUCAAACAUGUCUCUUGAUGAAAUCCGGGUUGAUGAGCCACCACAGAUUGUUUCAGUACAGCCCACUGAAAGUGCUAAUGUUUCAGUUCCAGAGCCAACAUUACCACGCAGUUCAAUCCCACAAGUUGGGGCUGAAUCAACCCCAAAUCUUAUGAAGUAUGUGUCAUUAUACCAAGCUGCACUCGCAGGUAAUUGGGACAAGGCUAAAAAAUUCAUCGAUUCAAAUCCAGAUGCACUAACUGCUAGAAUCACAAAAGGGUGUGAAACAGCCCUUCACAUUGCAGCUGGGGCCAAACAGACGGAGUUUGUGGCAGAGUUGGUAAAUUUGAUGGAAACAAAAGAUUUAGCAUUGAAAAACAAGUCCGAAAAGACGGCACUUUGUUUUGCUGCUGCAUCAGGAAUUACAAGGAUUGCAAAGAUGAUGGUGAGAAAGAACAAUGACUUGCCUAAAGUGAAAGCACUCCACACAGCUGCUUCGUUAGGUUACAGGGACAUGGUGCAGUUUCUCUACUCGGUCACUAAUACUGAAGACCUAGGAAAGGAAGACUAUAUCAGACUACUUUUUGCUACUAUCAACUCCGAAAUGUAUGAUGUAGCUUUGGACAUACUGCUGCCCCUACCAGAAUUAGCCAUUGAGCGGGAUUCAAAUGGCGAGACAAUCCUUCAUGUUUUAGCUCGAAAGCCCUCCGCAUUUUAUGGCACAAGUCAGCUAGGAAUCUGGCAGAGAUGUAUGCACUCAUGGAUCCACAUGCUAACACCUGAUGCAUCUGGCAACACCUCUAGCUUGUCCAAAUACCACAAUCGUAAAAACUCCCCAGCCCUAAGGUUGCUCGAGUGUUUUUGGAAACAAGUUCGGUUAUUGGAUGACUCGCGUAUGCAGGAGUUGCUUAAAAGGAUUUCAAAACCAUUAUUUGAUGCUGCAGAGUUCGGAAACAUUGAGUUUAUCACUGAGCUUAUUCGCUCCUAUCCUGAUCUAAUUUGGAAUGUAGAUGAGGAACACCAAAGCAUCUUUCAUAUUGCAGUUAUGCAUCGCCAAGAAAAUAUCUUCAAACUUAUUUAUGGCAUGGGAGCAUAUAAAGAUCUAAUUACUUAUUAUAGAGAUAAAAACAAUAAUAACAUUCUACACUUGGCUGGAAAGUUGGCUCCUUCAGAUAGACUUAAUUUUGUCUCCGGUGCUGCACUUCAGAUGCAACGAGAAUUAUUAUGGUUUAAGGAAGUGGAGAAGAAUGUCCAACCAUUAUACAGAGAGAUGAGAAACAAAGAAGGUCAAACACCCCGAAUGUUAUUUACUGAGGAGCAUAAGGAAUUGGUCAAAGAAGGAGAGAAGUGGAUGAAGGACACUGCCUCAUCAUGCAUGCUUGUCGCUACGCUUAUUACCACAGUGAUGUUUGCUGCAAUUUUCACAGUGCCAGGAGGGAACAGUAACGAAGGCACCCCCAUUUUUCUUAAAGCAAAGUCAUUCAUAAUUUUUGCCAUAUCGGAUGCAUCUGCCCUUUUCUCCUCAGUCACUUCUAUAUUGAUGUUUUUAUCCAUUCUCACCUCACGAUAUGCCGAAAAAGAUUUCCACAACUCCUUACCAAAGAGGUUGAUUAUUGGUCUUACAACCCUCUUCUUCUCUAUAGCAUCGAUGCUUAUUGCUUUUAGUGCAACCUUUUUUGUUCUACUUGGCAAUCAACUGGCAUGGAUUGUCAUCCCUGUGGCACUAACUACUGCUAUUCCAGUAACCUUAUUUGCAUUAUUGCAGUUCCCACUAUUGGCUGACAUGAUACAUUCUACUUAUGGAUCAGGAAUCUUUUCUUGGCAAAGUAAAGAUAUGAUUUAUUUGUUUGACAAGGGAUAUCAAACUUGUCAUAAAUACAACUUACCGGGGAAAAAAAGGAUAUUACCCUGA